AUGGAGGAUGAAAUAAAGGAGCUUAAGUCAGUGUUAAGGUCAUUAGUUGUGUCAAGCCCAACGCAAGUAGAUGUUCGUACUCUGAUGCGAGACUACCGUAGCAUGGUUGGAAAGCCCAUACCGCUUGCCAAGUAUGGGUACAAAGACCCUGUUCAAUUCCUUAAGGAGAGGUUUACUGACUGUUUUGUGUUUCAAGGGCAGGCUCUUAAUCCAGUGCUGACAUUAAUUGUGCCCGAUUCACUGAAGCACAUUGACAAGUUUGUACAAAAACAAAAAGUAACCUCAACACAUAAGAACAAAGAAAAGAGAAGAAGCAUUCCUGUCGCCAACCUCUCACCAAAACAAAACCUUAUUUGUGAAAGUUUUACUCAGAAGCAAAAAAUUAAAAGUCAAAAUAGUGUAAAAAAAGUGCUAGAAGUAGAUAAAGACAAAAUAACAAAUCAAGACACAAAUCCUCAAGAAAAUAAUGUUAAUUUAGAUUCUAAUCAUAAAGAGAAAGAUUCCUCUAAAGAUGACACUGAUUCAGGCAGACAGACUUCAUCUAGCAAUGACAGCGCUAAAUGGACCCAGUUGGAGGAAUUGAAAGUAGAAAUUAAAAGUCUCAUACUGGACCACCCUGAAGGUGUUUGGUGCACUGAGCUCAUUAGGCUUUACAGGGAGCGGUACGGGCGCGAGCUGAACUUCUCCCGCUUCGGUUACACGAGCGUGCUGAGCCUGGCGUGCGUGCUGGAGGACAGCCUGAGCAUCUGGCGGCCCGAGGGCGCCGCCGACUGGAAGCUGCUGGCGCGCCGCCCCCCCUCGGCCACGUCGCCCCACCCGCCCCCGUCGCCCCAAAGGCCCCACCCGCCCCUGCCGCCCCACCCGCCCCCGCCGUCCGACGCGGUGGACCCCGACGAUGCGUUGCCCGGCAUUGAUUUUGAGGCAGACGUGUUUCCGGCGGACUGCAUGCACUACAUGGAGAGCAUCCCGCACGCGGAGAUGCCCGAGGAGUCGAUGAUCGAGGUGCAGGUGGGCGAGCUCUACUCGCCCUCGCACCUCUGGCUCAUCCGUCUCGGCGACGCGUACAACAUCGCCAUGGAGGAGCUCAUGGACGAGAUGAACGAGUACUACUGGCGCGGCGAGGGGCGGGGGCGCGUGCUGGCGCGCGGCGCCGUGCGCCCGGGCCACUACUGCAGCAGCUGCUACGAGGGCGACUGGCACCGCUCGCUCAUCGUCAAGGUGCUGGACAGCGACACCGUCAAGGUGCGGCACGUGGACUACGGCACGGUGGAGCGGUGCGCGGCGGCGCAGCUGCGGCCGCUGCUGCGGCGCUGGGCGCGGCUGCCGCAGCAGGCGCUGCGCGCGCGGCUGGCGGGCGUGCGGCCGCCGGCGGGCGGGCGCCGCUGGCCGCGCGCCUCGGCCGCGCACCUGCUGCGGCGGCUCAGCGAGCGGCGCCUCGUGGCGCAGCUGGUGGCGCGCGCCCCGCGCGAGCUGGAGGUGGUGCUGGUGGACACGUCCGCGGACGAGGACGUGUGCAUCAACGCGGAGCUGGUGCGCUCGGGCCACGCGGACGCCAGGGCCGACUGCUGCCUCGGGGUGAGUGGGUCCGGCGCGGGCUCCGGCGCCGGCGAGCUCGACGUGCGCUCGCUGGCCACCGCCGUGGCGCUCUUCGGGCGCGAGGCGGACGCGGCCAGCGAGGCGUCGGCCUCGGCCAGCCAGGUGGCGGGGCCGCGGCGCCUGGCCACGUGGGCCUGCGACGAGGAGGAGGAGGAGGGCGCUGGCGCCGCGGCCAGUGACGUCAGCGGCGCGGGGUCGCACGCGUCCGGCCGCCUGGCGCGGAUCGGCGCGCUGCACGAGCGGCUGCGGCCCGGCUGGCGCCCGCGGAGCCUCGAGAGCCAACUGCUGCAUCGCAAGCUCGAGCUGGCGAACAAGCUGCAAGAG
This is a messenger RNA of Iphiclides podalirius (scarce swallowtail), 1920 nucleotides long. The record is from the annotation of a GenBank genome assembly. NCBI's taxonomy places the organism in Eukaryota, Metazoa, Arthropoda, Insecta, Lepidoptera, Papilionidae.